GGUAUCCUGUCUUGGUAGUGAAUGGAAGAGGGCCUGGUCCCUGGGGCAGUGCAGAAGGCACUUUCAUCAUCUCACUCACUGCAAAUGUCAUGUGAGGUUUCAUGGAAGUAUUAAGAGAUCCAAUUAAGAAGAAUAGUUCUGAGUCUAAACCAGCCCAGAGUGGCUUCUCUAGGGGAAACUCCCCGCUCUGCUGCCCUGAAUCUGUGGAGGCUAGUCCAGCAGUUAAUGAGAAGAGCCUGUACUCCACUCAUAAUUAUGGGACCACUCAGAGGCAUGGGUGUCGAGGACUGCCUUAUGCUGAUCAUAAUUACGGAGCCCCUCCUCCUCCGACACCUCCUGCUUCUCCCCCUGUCCAGACGAUCAUCCCUCGUUCUGACCUGAAUGGCCUGCCGUCGCCCGUAGAGGAACGCUGUGGAGACAGCCCGAACUCUGAAGGAGAGACUGUUCCUACCUGGUGUCCUUGUGGUCUUUCUCAGGAUGGCUUCCUUCUCAACUGUGACAAGUGCAGGGGAAUGAGCAGGGGGAAGGUUAUUAGACUUCAUCGGCGGAAGCAGGACAACAUAUCAGGUGGGGAUAGCAGUGCAACAGAAAGCUGGGAUGAGGAGCUUUCUCCUUCCACUGUGUUGUACACAGCAACACAGCACACACCUACAAGCAUCACCUUAACUGUUAGAAGAACCAAACCCAAGAAGCGGAAAAAGAGUCCAGAAAAGGGUCGUGCAGCACCAAAGACGAAGAAGAUCAAGGCAUUUCGAGAGGGAUCCCGGAAGUCCUUACGGAUGAAGAAUUCUCCCUCUGAAGCACAGAAUUUAGAUGAAAAUACCACUGAGGGCUGGGAAAAUCGGAUAAGACUAUGGACUGAUCAAUAUGAAGAAGCUUUCACUAAUCAGUACAGUGCGGAUGUACAGAAUGCCCUUGAACAACAUCUCCAUUCAAACAAGGAAUUUGUGGGCAAACCUGCUAUUUUAGACACUAUUAAUAAAACUGAACUGGCCUGUAAUAAUACAGUAAUUGGUUCCCAAAUGCAGUUACAGCUGGGAAGAGUCACCCGUGUUCAAAAGCACCGGAAAAUCCUGAGGGCUGCAAGAGAUUUGGCUUUGGACACUCUUAUAAUAGAAUAUCGUGGGAAAGUCAUGUUACGACAACAAUUUGAGGUCAAUGGGCAUUUCUUCAAAAAACCAUAUCCCUUUGUGCUCUUCUACUCAAAAUUCAAUGGUGUAGAGAUGUGUGUCGAUGCUCGUACUUUCGGUAAUGAUGCUCGGUUCAUCAGAAGAUCUUGUACACCAAAUGCAGAGGUGAGACACAUGAUUGCAGAUGGGAUGAUUCACCUGUGUAUCUAUGCUGUAUCUGCUAUCACCAAGGAUGCUGAAGUCACCAUUGCAUUUGAUUAUGAAUAUAGUAAUUGUAAUUACAAAGUGGACUGUGCUUGUCACAAGGGAAACCGGAAUUGCCCCAUACAGAAAAGAAAUCCCAAUGCUGCAGAAUUGCCACUCCCACCUCCUAGCUUUCCCACCAUUGGAGCAGAGACCAGACGUAGAAAAGCACGGCGGAAAGAGCUGGAGAUGGAGCAGCAAAAUGAGGUUCCAGAAGAGAAUCAUGACCCACAACCACAAGAAGUUCCAGAAAAAGUAACUGUAUCCAGUGAGCAUGAGGAAGUUGACAAUCCAGAAGAAAAACCGGAAGAAGAAAAAGAAGAGGCCACAGACGACCAGGAGAACUCAGCUCAUAGCAGAAGGACUCGGGAAGAUAGGAAGGUUGAAGCCAUCAUGCAUGCUUUUGAAACUUUAGAGAAGAGAAAGAAACGGCGGGAUCAGCCUGUAGAGCAGAGCAACUCAGACGUAGAGAUUACUACUAGCAGUUCAGAGAUAGGAGUUGGAGAAGAGACAAAAACUGCAGCCCCCGAGUCAGAAGUUAACAACCCUGUUACAAACAUUGCCAUCCCAAGCAUCCCACAGAGCACUGGUGUGAAUACUCGGCGGUCUUCCCAUGCUGGGGAUGUAGCGGCAGAAAAGCCAGUCCCCAAACCACCUCCAGCUAAGCCUUCUAGACCCCGACCGAAGAGUAGAAUUUCUCGGUACCGGACCAGUUCAGCCCAAAGACUAAAACGUCAGAAGCAGGCCAACGCACAACAGGCAGAGCUCGCACAAGCUGCCUUGGAAGAAGGAGGAAGUAACAACUCAGUAACUCUUCCUGAAGCUGGAAAUAUAGACAGUUCAGGAGAGAGCAGACCGUUAACAGGGUCUGACCCAACUGUGGUAUCAGUUACUGGAUCCCAUGUCAAUCGUGCUGCAUCUAAAUACCCCAAAACCAAAAAGUAUCUAGUUACAGAAUGGUUAAAUGACAAGGCAGAGAAGCAAGAAUGCCCUGUCGAGUGUCCUUUGCGUAUCACCACUGACCCAACUGUAUUGGCAACAACCCUGAACAUGCUACCGGGUCUUAUUCAUUCCCCAUUAAUUUGUACGACCCCCAAACACUACAUUCGCUUUGGCUCACCCUUUAUGCCUGAGAGGCGUCGAAGGCCCCUUCUGCCUGAUGGCACAUUCAGCUCCUGUAAGAAGCGCUGGAUAAAGCAAGCUUUGGAAGAAGGGAUGACUCAGACAUCAUCUGUGCCCCAAGAGACUAGAACACAGCACCUAUACCAAAGUAAUGAGAAUAGUAAUUCUUCUAGUAUCUGUAAAGAUAAUGCAGAGGAAGAGAAAGAUCUCGAGUCAGGGAUCAGUUUUCCCAGGACGACAAAGAAGGAUCUAGACAGUAUACAGAUAACAACAGAAAUGGUUAUAAAAAAGGUUAGAUACGUUUAACGUAGUAAGUUUAGGAAAUAUUUAUUUGUAUUUAUAAGGGGAGACAGUAGAAAGUGGUGGAACACUAAUCUUCAGGGGGAGCAAAUGGAAAUUUUAAGUGGUUUGUUGGGUGGGACUAAAGGGGCUGGAAAUAAUGGCAUCAUUGAGAAAUUGUUAUUUUGUUUUUUCAAAAGAACUUGCCUACCAGAACUAUAAAACUUCUGAGAUUUCAAACAUGUCUUUAAAUCAUAAGGACAUGAGCCAAAUGACUUUGAAAAAAAAGGGGUCUGAUCCAUUGUCUUCUACAGUGUUCUAUUGCAGGCUUGUAGCUGAAAGCAUUGGUAUAUUGACUUAUGAUCUCCUAUUUGUUUGUUUGCUUAUUAGACAGUGUUUUUCUGUUUAAUCUAGGCUGAUACCAAACAUCCUCCCUGGUACUCAAAAUCAGAUCAAUUUUCUGAAUAUUGUGUAAUCCAGAAAUGCUAUAGCUAGGUGUGGUGAUAUUUUGAAUACUAGUACUUGGAAGACAAAAUAAGACAAAAGAAUUGCUCAAGUCCAAGGCCAGCGUGGGGUAAAAAGCAAGACCCUGUCUCAAUAGGAAACAACAAAAAAUUUACCUACACAGAUUAGUUACUAAACCUCACGUUAAGGCUACAGCUAACGUAAUACCUCAGCAUUUUGCUUUGGUUUUUUGCAUUGUGUGAUAAGGGGAUUAUAGGUUUUUGUUUUUGUUUUUUAAAACAUCAUUUGUUGACUUGCUGAGUAAUUAUUAUGAAGUUGGAUUUAAAAGAAUUUUGUAGGGGUUGGGGAUUUAGCUCAGUGGUAGAGUGCUUGCCUAGCAAGCGCAAGGCCCUGGGUUCGGUCCCCAGCUCCGAAAAAUAGAAAAAAGGAAAAAAAAAAAAAAGAAUUUUGUAAGUAAUUGCUUUAUAUUACAAUUCUACUUUCAUCUCGAUUUUAAUCUGUUCACCUAAUAAGACAUUCAUUCAGGUUUAAUUUAAUAAAAAUUUUGAGGAAGCUUUCCUUUGUGUCAACUUACUGACAGCUUUUAGAGUGUAACUAGAGUAGCUGAAUUGGACUAUUAUGUGUGCCUUCCUCUAGCUAGUGGGUGUGUUGCACAUGUAUGUAGUUGAUCUUGGAGAACAGACUACAUGUCCUGGCUAUCACACUCAGAGAGAAGUUGUCUUUGUUACUUACCCUCAAUGGAAUUAAACUAGCACUGUUAGUCAUCAACCUUUAUGACAUUUCUAUUCUCUCUAGCAAGCAGUGAGAAACAUUGUCCGAAAACACCUUGCCCUUAAGCAUCACUAUAAACUGAGUGCUUAGUUCAAUAGCAGAUCCAUAAUCUUAAUUACUGCUGUCAUUCUUCAUAAAAUACUCUUUCUUGUCACAUAUGAACCACCUAGAUUAAAAAUGUUAAAUUCUUACACUGGUGUAAUUGCACUUAAUGUGUAAUACCAGUAAUCAAGACUGAUGAAAAAUCUUGGCUUUCAGGCCAGCCUGGAAUGUAUAGUAAGGUUAUCUCAAAAGAAAAUGUCAAAGGUUGUUAAAAGCUAAAAUUGAAUAAAAAUAAGAAGUCACGACAAAGAGAUGGGAUGUUCGUUUGUAAAUAACAUGCAUAUAUCCCUAGAAAUACCUUAAUAAUCAACUGAAAAUUUCAAAACUAAUAACAGUUAAAUAAAAUCCUUGGUUAGAAGUAAAUACCCCGGGCUGGAGAGGUGGCUCAGCGGUUAAGAGUACCCGACUACUCUUCCAGAGGUCCUGAGUUCAAUUCCCAGCAACCACAUGGUGGCUCACAACCAUCGUAAAGAGAUCCAAGGUGUAUCUGAAGACAGCUACAGUGUACUUAUUUAUAAUAAAAUGAAUAAAUCUUUAAAAAAAAAAAGAAGUAAAUACCCCUUAAAUACUUAAGAAAUAGUUAAGAAAAUGAAUGAAGACAGGUUUUUGUCAUCCUCAAAUUUAACAAAGCAAAGAAACUACCUGGGAAUAGCCAUACUUGGAUACAUGAUACAAACUAUGAUACUAAGAAGUACUUUGCAAGUUUGAGCAUAAAGGAAAUUCUGUGUUCAGUAAUAGAAAGAAUGACUAGUAUACAUCCAUAUUCUUUCCUAUGGUUUCCUAGAGCCAUCUUUAAAAUUUUGAUUCUAAGUUUAUCUAAAGUUUUUAAAAUAAAACUUCGAAGAGAGGAAUAAAGUACAUUGCUGAAAAUAUACCCUUAGCUUUCCUGUGGGACUAGUGGCUAAAUUAUCAUGGCAUAUGAGAACAUGGAACAGAACAGCUAGACUAGGCUUUGAAAUAGGGACAUGCUAUAUCGCUCUAAAAAGAAAAUUACUUUCUAAAAAGAAAAGUUUUUAAUUACUUGGGAGAUUGUAAAGUAAUUGGGUUUUUGCCAAUGCAAAUUCUAAGUGAACUCAAAUACUUUUUCUUAAAAUUUUUAGAUUUCUUUAUGUUUUGGUGGUUGGUGGUUUUGGGUGUGUUUUGUAUUUAUAUUUUGAGGUAGGGUUUCACUAUGUAAUCCUGGCAGGCUUCAAGUUUGCCUUUUUCCUGCCUCACUCUCCUGACUGCAUGUGCCACCACCCAAUACCUUAAUUCAAUUAGUACUAACUCUUGUUUCUCUGAUCAUGCUGUGUUUGAGUUAAUAUAGUAAGAAAAACAUUUUCAGUAAAAAACGAUAUAACAAUAUUCCAACUGUCUAUUCAGAUUCAUCAUGUGCUUUAAAAAUAUAAUCCUGAGCUCACUAAUUCUAGAUGUUAUACAAGAUAUAGAAACCAAAUAUUUAGGUGCAAAAAUAUUUAUAAUUACUAAUAGUUGCAAAUUAUAUACUUUUUUUAAAAGCCAGAACUCCAAUUGAUGAAAGAGUAAUAAGAAAUUGUUAUUUGAUCUGUGUUUCAUAUACACGAUCUUGAUAGUUUACCCUGACUUGGUGUAUGUGUGUGCAUGCACACACGUGCUUCCCCAUGUACUUGUAUAUACUUGAUAAUCAUGCAGGUUUUAGAGGAUAACUGGCAGAACUUGUUGGUCUUGAGGAUUGAACUUAAGUAAUCAGCCUUAGCAGCAAGUCUUCACUUUCUGAGUCAUCUCAUAGGCCCUUUUAAUUUGCAUUAUUGAUUUGAGGUUGUUGCUCAAUGAUAAUACUUGCCAACCAUGAGAAAAACCCUUGGUUUGAUCUCUGGGUCUACAAUUUUUUAAAUAGUUUACCUUUGUUUUAUCAAACUGAUUUAAGACCACAAAAAAGGAGAGUAAAUUAGAUUUACUUAUCUUCUUGAAACUUCAAGGAAAUUAAAGGAUAAUAUAUGUGACCAAUUCUCUCAGAAAAGUCGGCUUGAUAAUUGUUUUUUAACAUUUGAAAUGGAGAGAGCAGUGUAACAUAGCCACUCAUGAAUUUGAUAAUAAAAUGUUUAUAAUUUUUUAAUGAAUUUUUUUUAUUGUACUACUUUUUAUUGAAAAGCAUCUUGUACUUAGGAUGGCUGUGUUCUGAGUUUUAAUUUUUUAAUGAAUUUAUCUUAAAACAUUUGCCAGCUAUAUUCAUUAUGAAAACUAAUCUUUAAGAUGCGCUCUCAAGCUUUGCUUGGUCGUAUAUGCCUUCAAUCAUAGCACAUAGGACAGAGGCAGGCGGAUCUCUAGAAAGAGGCCAACCUGGGUUCCAGAACAAGUUCUUGAACAGCCAGGGCUACACAUAGAAACCCUGUCUCAGAGGGGUACAGAAGUAAUCUAUCAAAGCUACGAAGAUGGCUCAGUGCUUAAGAAUACUUUCUAUGUAAGCCUAAGAAUCUUAUGCUUGAACAGAUUAAAUUCCUAGAAUCCAUAUAAAAAACCAGGCAUGGAUGCGUAUUCCUAUAAUUACCACAUUUGGGGAGCAGAAACAGGUAGAUUUCCAGAGCUUGCUGGCUAGCCAAAACAGUGAGGUUCAUAUCAGUAGGAGAGUUUCUCUAGGUACAAAGUGUAAACAGUAGCAGAAGACAUCUAAUGUCCUCUGGCUUCCACAUGUAGCUAUACACUCCCACACACACAUAGAUUUGCCCACAUGUACACACUACCAAAUUUUAAAAUAUAUGUGUGAAUUAUCAAGUUGCUCUACUGUUUUAUUAUUUGACAUUCUAGAAUUUUUAGCUAUAAGCAUAUUUCUCUCUUCCAAACGCAAAGGAGGUAUAAGUACUAGUAAAGAGGGGUGGCUGUUAUCAUAUGCAGUUAAUACAGUUAGAUUCCUAGAAAAGCUGAGAAAAUUGGCUGGGACCAGUGUGUAAACAUUUUAUUACAACAUUAAGAUGGACAAAUGAAGAAAUAUGUCCUAUUCACUAUAGUAAUAAAAAGUGGGGGCUGGGGAUUUAGCUCAGUGGUAGAGCGCUUACCUAGGAAGCACAAGGCCCUGGGUUCGGUCCCCAGCUCCGAAAAAAAGAACCAAAAAAAAAAAAAAAAUAGUGGAGAACACUGGAAACCUUAAGUUUCUCAGAUAUGGGCAAGGUAUCAAAGCUUAAAUAACUGAAAGAAAUCAUGAGGGUGCUCUCCCCCAAUUAUAUCAACAAAGUUCUGGUUUUAGAGGUUUUUUAAAAAGACAAAAUAUCAACAUCAGUAGAUGUGGUAUGUGCCUGCAGUCUAGUACUAGAGAGACUGAGAAAGAAAAAUACAAGUUUGAGGUCAACCUAGGCAACAUUGCAAGACCCUGUCUCACCAAAAAGUGUAUGUGUUAAUGUUGGUUACGUAUUGUAUAGCAAAUAGAAUAACUUUCAGAAACAAGGCUUGUAUCUUUAAAAACUAAGAGGAAUAAGCUAGGAGGAGGGCAUUGUAGCUCAGUAGUAUUUUACUAAAAUAUACAAGGACCAAAAAAAAAAGUGUAAUAAUAGUCUAGUGGGGAAAAUGUGAUUCAUUUUAAAUCAGUGAAGGAGAAUUAGAGUUGUUCAAUUGCAAAAGAUUUUCAAAGGAAAAAGGCUAAUUGGUAUUUGCUACUAGAAAGGUGGAGUCGAAAUCAAUGCCCUAAAGUUAAUUGUAUGUACUUCUUCCUUAAGAGUUUAAGUAUAAUUUAGGGGAUCAGGGCGAUGGCUCAGUGAGUGAAAGUGCUUGCUACUGAAGCCUGGGGACCUGAAUUCAUAUUCCAGAACCAUGUAAAAAGCAGGAUGCAGUGAAGUGCAACUAAUGUGAGAACUGCUGUGGCAAGAUGAGCUUGUGGAGACAGGUGAAUGUGCCAGAAGAACACAGGGCAAGCCAAGCUUGGAAUAUACUGUGCAGUAGGGGCCCUGUUCCAGCAAGGAGUGCACCGACUCCAAAAAGUCAUCCUAUGGCCAUACACAUGCACACAUUUUUUCCCUUAAGUAUAAAUUAGAGAAGAUAUAUAGCUAAGUGUUAGAGUGCUUACCCAGCAUGUAUGGUUGUCCCUCUCUUCAACCCUCAAAGAAGAUAGUAUUGGUGCUUUGUAUAUACAGUCCCAAAACUUGGGAGAUUGGCAGGAGAAUUGCCAUAGUUAGAGACCUGUCUCAAACACAAAAUACAAACACUGAUUUACAGACCAGUUUGGGCUUUAUAUUGUGAGCCCACAAAAAAAAAGAAAAAAAGUGAGUGGGAGCCUCCUGCCACACUUUACACCCGGGCUCAAUCCUUAAGACCCACAUGGUGAAGGAGAAAAUCAACUCCCCAAGUUGUUCUUUGACUUCCAAGUACAUGACUUAGCCUGUAUGUAUCCAUAUGCACGCACGCACACACGCACGCAUGCAUGCAUGCACGCACAAAAAAAAUAUUUUUAAAAACUACUGGUUUAUCUAAAAGUGAUAGACCAGUAGGUGGUAUUUUCAUAGUUCAAGGAUAGAAAUGCAAAAUUGUAGUUAGAUUAAUUCAACUAAAAAAAAUUAAAACAAUAAAAAAAUUUAGAUUCAAUUUUUAUAUAUGAGUGUUUGGUCUAUACAUAUGUAUGUGUACCACGUGUUUUCUUGGUGCCCAUGUUGUUCAGAAGAGCAUUAGAUUUCCUAAAACUGGAGUUAUAGUUGACUCUGGACUGCCAUGUGGGUGCUGGCACCUGAACCUGGUUCUUCUGUAACAGUAGACAAUGCUCUUAACCACUGCCAUCUCUCCAGCCUCAGUAAAUUUUAAAAACAAACUAGCCAACAGUGGUAGCACAGGUUUUUAAUCCUAGGACUUGGGAGGCAGCAGCCAGCCUGGUCUACAAAGUGAGUUCCAGGAUAACCGAGGCUACACAGAGAAACACUUAGAAAAGCCACUUUACAGAAAGAAGAAACUGAAAAGGUUAAUUUAUUUUUUUUAUAGUCCACAUCUUUAUUUUUAUAACUCUAAAGACCAGCAUACAGUGUAAGCUGGACAUUGCAAAUCAUUCACACUAAAUACAGAGGUAGUGAGCAUAUAUAAAUGUGGGUGUGUGCGUGCACGCAGAUCAGAGGACACGAUCAGGUGCUUUGUUCUUCAUGCUGUUCUUUUGAAACACUGUCUCACUGAACCUCCAUUAGGUUGGCACCCAGCCAUCGCCCACCCCAGGCACUAGAGUUACAGGCAAAAAUGCAGCUAUAUCUGGCCUUUCAUAUAUGAGUAUUGGUGAUUCAAACUCAACGUUCUCAAGCUUGUUUAACUCCCACCUUCAAGUGAUUCUUUAAAAAAAAAGACACUGAAAGCCCUGUAGUUGUCCUAACAAAUAACAAAACAAAUAAGUAGGUUGGGGAUUUAGCUCAGUGGUAGAGCGCUUGCCUAGCAAGCACAGGGCCCUGGGUUCGGUCCCCAGCUCCCAAAAAAAGAAAGAAAAAAAAAUAAGUAGAGCACAGUUUUUUGUCAUAGUUAGACUUAACAGUUGCAGUAAGGGAAAAUACUUAAUGAUACAACACAGGUUAAAUUUUGGUGAAAUUAAUGUCACAUACCCAUUUUUAAAGGGUAUUCAUAAAUCAGGCAUGAGUCCAACUUUCCGAAGGCAAAGACAGAAGGAUACUAGUUUGAAGCCAGUCUGAAUUACACAGCCACUUCAAGGUCAGCUCCGUUUACAAUAGUAAGACCCUAUUUUAAAAACAUGCCACCACCAAAGAAAGAGACUUAGAAAAUUUUAUUCACUAACAGAAAUUUGUAGAAAAUCAUUUUAAUUAAUGGGUAGUAUGGCUUUAAAUGCUUGCAUAAUCUUGGGAAGUGUUGAAGCAGGGUUUUAAAAAAAUAGAGAGUGAGAGUGUGUGUGUGUGUGUGUGUGUGUGUGUGUGUGUGUGUGUGUGUGUGUGUGUGUUAAUACAUAUUUGACAACUGUACAACAAAAAGGAAAACAAAUAGCAAAGACAGCUGACCUACAAAUUUAGGCAGUCAUUGGGCUUGUUGAGUGUAGCAUCUUAAAUGUUUGUCAAAUAUCAUCAAAUAUAUAUCACAUUCAUUUGUGUAGUGGUUUCCCCUAAUUUUCCUACGGUAAUCUUCAUCAUAACAUGUAUUUAGCAGUUACAUUGUUGAACCCUCAGUACAGAGUUCUUAAAGGUUGGGUUUGAAGUCCUUAGAAAUGCUUAAAAAUUAUUGUGCAGAUUAGUCUUGAAUUACAUGCUUGUGGUUUUGGUAUUUGGUUUUUUGUUUUUUGUUUUGUUUUUUGUACCUAAACACCUUUAAAAAAGGAUAAAACAACACAUGCUAUAAAGACCAAGAGGAAAAGUAUUCUUUUAAUAUAGGGAAAUGAAAAAUCUUAAGAAACAAGAAAAAAAUUCUGUCCAUUUAAGCAUACUCAGUACCUCACACCUCUAUAUUGGCUACUUUCCUAACUCCAGUAGUUUUGCACUUGUAGUCACAUACUGACACUGUCACCAGAGGAAUCUUCUCAAGCAUAUCCCUCAUCAUGAUUAUCAGUGUUUCCACCAAGCCAUGGUGCUACAAUUUAACAUUCUCUUAUUAAUACUGUUUACAGAAUGACUAGAGAUGAAAGUCUAUUGAUAAAAGUGCUUGUCUAAGGUAUAGGAUGUCCCAAAUUUGAUCCCUGGCACCAUAUGAGGCUGGGACCAUGGACCAGGUGCUACCAUGUGCUUAGUGUCUCUAUAUGCAUCAGUCUUCAUCUUUGUUCAGGGUGAUGAUAGUAACAGAUGCUGGAUUUUUAUAGCAAGCACACCAUACAAGGCCUAGUAAGCAUCACCUAAACAGUGAUGUUCUUGUUUUAUUUUCUAAGAAAUGGAAUCAUAGUGUUGUUCAGGCCCAGGCUUGCCUUCAGCUCUUGGUCUUGAGCAGUGUUUCUAUUUCAGCCAC
Molecule: messenger RNA, 10964 nt
Organism: Rattus norvegicus (Norway rat)
Lineage: Eukaryota; Metazoa; Chordata; Mammalia; Rodentia; Muridae
Source: RefSeq, a predicted model, not a curated record